AACACAGACAAAGCUCCACCAGCUAGCCUGACUCUAGAAGAACCACCGGCUGAGGUCGUCUCGACGACACACAACGAGAUAAACAAGGUAGAGGCUAUCGACUACAAGAGAGACUACCCAGACACACCGGAGAACGACCAAGAUGGUGUCGAUUCCUCAGAUUCUGAAUCUGACGUCGAAAUUAUCAUGGACAGCCCCAAUACUUCAAAAACUGUCGACUUUAGACCUCAGAGGAAUUCCCUAGGUAGAUCUGCUAGUCAGGUUGCAACCACCAAACCGAACAUCACUACAGAGUAUAUACCACAGGAGAGACCUUCUAUUACAACACCAAAAGAGACACCACAACCAGUCACUCAAGUCGAUAAUACAACCGCUAUCACCUCAACUGCCAACGUCGCAGGUACAGCUACAACCCAGUCCGUAGACGCCCCAGAACGCGCAUUAGCACCAACAGAAGCACAAAAAGGCGACGCCAAUGACUUCUUCCUUAAGCGUGCCCAAGCAAUGGCAGAAGACCCAGCAAAAGAUAUCAUUUCACCAUCUACUGCACCUUCUUUAGAUAUUGAUCCUGCCACAUUAGACGCUGCAGCUGUAUACGAUAUAGAUAUUAAUGCUAUUGAUAGCGAGAAACCAUGGAGACAGCCAGGCGCUGAUUUAACUGAUUGGUUUAACUAUGGCUUUGAUGAAUAUAAGUGGCUUGAUUAUGCUUCGCGAAAGAAGAACCUUGGUAGUACAGUGGAGAAGAUAAAUCCAUUUGCCGCACAUAACUCGACACCAGAUGAAUUAUUGAACGUGCUCCCACCAGAACUCCAAGCAAUGAUGAAUAUGAUGCCACCAAUGCCACAAGUGGGUGCUAUGCAGAUGCCAGGUAUGCCUAUGCCGGGUAUGCCACCUGGGAUGCCACCUGGUCCGAUGCCCGGUAUGCCAGGAAUGCCAGGUAUGCCUGGGAUGCCACCAGGAUUUGACAUGUCCAUGAUGAUGGGUGGUGUACCACCUAUAGGUAUGAUGAAUCAAUCUUCCGACCCAAAUGAAGUGAAAGAAGAAGACUACGGCGAUCCUAAACCAGAUAAUGGUAAAUACAGAAGUAAAACAAAGCACUAUAAUGAUAAAGAUAAAAUUGGUGCACAAGAUUCAGCCUUAGAUUAUGGAGAUGAUCCUUCACCAGAUAAUGAUGAUGACAGUAGACUAACCAGCAUGAAAGAUGAUGAUAGAGAUUAUAAAGAUAAAUCCUUCAAAGAUAAAAAAGACUAUGAGAAGGACUACGAUCGUCGGGGGUCACCAGUUUCAAAUGCGUCAUCCCGGUAUGGCAGUAGAAACGACCGUGAUAGUAGUUAUAGAGAACGUGAGAGAGAAUCUGAAGAUAAAGCAAGAGAGCGUGAAAAAGAUAGAAAAACUGACAGAGAUUCUAGAAGAUCACACAACAGAUCGCGUUCACCGCCAUCUCGACACAGUAAAGAUCGUGAUAGAGAUAGGUACGACUAUAAAGAUAGGAGAGAUCGCGACUACAGGGAUCGUGAGAGGGAGAGAGACCGAGACCGCUACGACUCUCGGAGGUCUGGUAGAACCUCUUCAAGAAGUUAAUAAAUUUUAUUACCUUGUAUGAUUUACUAUUUAAGC
Molecule: messenger RNA, 1617 nt
Organism: Wallemia mellicola CBS 633.66
Lineage: Eukaryota; Fungi; Basidiomycota; Wallemiomycetes; Wallemiales; Wallemiaceae
Exons: 5
Coding region: 187-1581 (464 amino acids)
Cellular component (GO): mRNA cleavage and polyadenylation specificity factor complex
Molecular function (GO): RNA binding
Source: RefSeq, a predicted model, not a curated record